AUGGAGUACGAAAACGAACAGCGCGGCUACGAUGACGAGCCUCGCGGCUAUGAACGCGACCGCAGCAGGUCUCCGCGUGGUGACCGUCGCGACGAUGGCGCGCGCGCCCGCAGUGCCUCACCUGGCGGCCGCGACAGCCGUGGCCCGCCGCCAGAGCGCAGGGACGAUGACGAUGAGAGCCGCAACUCAGGCUCCAACCUCUUCGUCACCGGCAUCCAUCCUACUCUCAGCGAAGAGGAGGUCACCCGUCUCUUCGAGAAGUAUGGCGAGGUAGAGCAGUGUAACAUCAUGCGCGAUCCUCACACUAAGGAGUCUCGCGGCUUUGGCUUCGUCAAGAUGGUCACCUCCGAGCAGGCUGACGCAGCAAAGGAGGGUCUACAAGGAGAGGUUCACCAGGGCCGGACACUCAGCAUUGAGAAGGCUCGCCGUGCGCGUCCUCGUACUCCCACCCCGGGCAAGUACUACGGACCGCCCAAGCGUGAGUUCGGUGGACGUGGCGGCCGGGGCGGUGGCCCUCGCUACAACGAUCGCUACACUGAUGACCGCCGCGGCGGUUACGGCCGACGCGACGACUACGGUUCCCGCAGCUCAAGAUACGACGAUCGCGGCUACGGUGGCGGCCGUCGCGACGACUACGGUCCUCGUGGCGUCGACCGCUAUGCUUCUGACCGCAGCUACGGUGGCAGGGACGGUGGCCGCGAUGGAGGACGCGAUGGCGGACGCGAUGACCGCCGGGGUGGUGGAGGUGGCUACUACGACAGGCCCCCUCCCCCAGCUGCUGGCGCCUACGACGCCCCUCCUCCGCGCGAGGCGUACGGCGGUGGAGGACGCUCGUACGAGGGUGAUUACGAUCGCUCAUACCGCUAG
Molecule: messenger RNA, 867 nt
Organism: Alternaria ethzedia
Lineage: Eukaryota; Fungi; Ascomycota; Dothideomycetes; Pleosporales; Pleosporaceae
Exons: 4
Coding region: 1-867 (288 amino acids)
Biological process (GO): positive regulation of mRNA splicing, via spliceosome
Cellular component (GO): spliceosomal complex
Molecular function (GO): RNA binding
Source: RefSeq, a predicted model, not a curated record